Messenger RNA from Prorocentrum cordatum, 839 nucleotides. Lineage: Eukaryota; Dinophyceae; Prorocentrales; Prorocentraceae. The record is from the annotation of a GenBank genome assembly.
AUGCCCGUGAGGUCAGGCGGUGAUCAGCAGCUCGGAAACAUUUUCUCCUUCCCCGAGUUGCUCGGGCAUCUGGGAUAUUGCUCUUGGAAGCCAGUGCUGCGGAGAUCCGUCCAGCGACUGCAGCAGAUGUCGCCGAGGCCUGCUGAGGCCUACGUGUCCUGGCACUCGCACCCGGAGUUUGUGGCGCUCGCCGUGCAGACCAUAACGCAGAUCGCGCUGAAGAUAUCGUCGGUGGCGGAUGCCUGCCUGCGCGGCCUGGUGAAGAUGUUGGACUCCAAGUGCGAGGCGCUCGCCUGCGAGGCCGUGGUGGCACUGCGGACGCUGCUGCAGAGGCGGCAGCGGAGCGCCGACAGCGGGCUCGGGUCCGUGCUACCACAUCUUGCUCGCUACCUGGAGGACCUCGCGGCCCCCACCGCCCGUGCGUCCGUCGUGUGGAUCAUCGGGCAGUACCAGCGCGAGGCGCCGCGGCUGGCACCAGACGUCGUCCGCCGGAUGGCCAAGACCUUCUCGUCGGAGCGACAGGAGGUCAAGCAGCAGAUCUUGGGCCUCGGCCUGAAGGUGUGGGCGUUCCACCUGCUGAACUCUAGGGGCGAGGUGCCGAGGGGCGACCAGGACGCGUGCGCCGAAGCCCAUGUGACCGAGCUGCCCGCGGAGGAGUCUGCAAGGCUGCUGCCCAGGCUGGAGGCGCUCGUUGACCACGUCAGCGACCUCGCCGCCUACGACACGGUUUGGGACGUCCGUGACACGGCGCGGGCCCUGAGGCAGCUGAAGCAGGGGGCCAAGGCUGGCCUCGCGGCGGACGAGGGCGCCGCGACCCAGCUGACUGCGCUGGGCCUUUG